Messenger RNA from Oncorhynchus masou masou (cherry salmon), 1218 nucleotides. Its product is annotated as protein FAM124A-like. The record is from RefSeq and is a predicted model, not a curated record. Gene Ontology annotation, molecular function: nucleic acid binding. The coding region runs from base 157 to 1218 and encodes 353 amino acids. Lineage: Eukaryota; Metazoa; Chordata; Actinopteri; Salmoniformes; Salmonidae. The transcript has 4 exons.
CAGAAGAAUGUUCUGCAGGGCUGCGAGAGAGAGGUAGAGGUUCGCGUCUCUUCUUGCCUCUUCUGUUCCCUCUCUUCUUUUAACGUCGAAUACGGUUGUUUAGAGCCGCGCUCCAACAAAGGUUUCUGAACAAUUGAGAAAUAAUGCAAACUAAAUAUGUUGUUAUCCUUUGAGAUGGAGAAGAAUUUAACAGAAGAUGACUGCGUGGAUUCAGGAGCAGAGACUGGAGGGUCUGAUUACAGUCCCAUGUCUUCAGCGAGCAGUGAGUUAUCCAUGGUGGAGCUGCAGGAUCCCUUCCUGGUCAGUGUUCACCUCAUUACUGACCCGGGCCAGGCCAAGUCCCUGCAGCAUGCUGCCGACACUGUCCUGGCCUGGGUCCACCCUGAACUGCAGCUCUUCCGCGUCUCCGAGAGAGCCGCCUGGCAACAAAAACCCAAGCGCCAAUCAUGUCAUGCUUCAGCAUCUUUUUCAGCCAAUCACGGCCCUCCGCAGUGCCAGCCGGCGCUGGCCGUCAUCCUCUUCCUGCAGGAGCAGUACGGGGGUGAGGAUCAGAUCGUGACGUUACACCGUGCUCUCCAGCGUCCACCAUGGCACUUCCACCACACCGAGAGGGUCAACAACGGCCGUAGGAUGCUCCCGCUUACUCCCUGCAGCCAAGACUUCUUCACCCUGGCCCCGGGGACUCCGCUGUGGGCGGUUCGCCAGGUCCACUACGGCAAAGAGAUUGUACGCUUCACGGUCUACUGCCGUUACGAGAGCUUCCGGGACAUGGUGCGCAUGUACCGGAUGAUCCUCCAGAGGAAGCUGGCCCAGAGGAAAGAAGACUUUUGUUUUUUCGUGGUGUACUCCAACCCGGAUACCGAGAUCCAGCUGUCAUUCAAGCGGUUGCCGAGGGGCCAGAGCCCCGCUCCUACGGAGUCGGCGGUGAUAGAGAUGAGGGUGAGGGACGUUGGGGCGUUGGUGCCCCUCCUGCCGUACCCCUGUACCCCCAUCAGUGAGGUACGCUGGCAGACUGAAGACUACGAUGGGAAUAAGAUACUGCUGCAGGACAACGACUCUAAGCACACAGUCAAGACAACGCAGGAGUUGCUUAGAGACAAGUCUCUGAAUGUCCUUGAGUGGCCCCGCCAGAGCCUGGACUUGAACCCCGUCUACCAUCCCUGGAGAGACUUGAAAAUAGCUGUGCAGCGAUGCUCCCCAUCCAACCUGAGAGCUUGA